This is a messenger RNA of Xylaria bambusicola, 2696 nucleotides long. RefSeq lists its product as uncharacterized. NCBI's taxonomy places the organism in Eukaryota, Fungi, Ascomycota, Sordariomycetes, Xylariales, Xylariaceae. Bases 485 to 2518 code for a protein of 677 amino acids. The record is from RefSeq and is a predicted model, not a curated record. The transcript has 6 exons.
GCUCGGCGAAUCGGAGGUUUAUAUCUAGGUAGAUCGGUCUCGGUGUGCGGAGAGCCUAUUGGAAUUUGAAUUGGGUCGAUUUGUUUUUUAGAGAAUGGUCAUAUAGGACAUUAGCUUCGUGGAUGUCUCGCUGUCUGUGGUGUGAGACAUGGCGUUUGUAGCGUCGUGCAGGAUACUAGCUAGAUAGAUGGUAUGGUCGUCACAUCACAUAGUUCAGGUAGAUAAGUAUGGAUGUAAGGUAUGCUGCGUGUUCCCCGCGCGUGAAGUGUAGAUAUGGGUGUAGGGCGGCGGCUGGUGGAGGUUUUGUGCAUGUAUGCCAUGUCAUGCACACAUGUCGUGUCGGCGGUGAUACAACUAGAUAGCCUGGGUAGUUGGUUGGUGUAUGUAGGUACUGAUCUCCCUCUCCCUUCUCCCUCUCCCCGUUUCUUGGGUCAUUGCUACGUUACGGAUGUUGGGUUGGGUUGCGGAAUAGACGAUCGAUACCAUGGCUCUCAGCGUCGCGAGCUUCUUCCCGCAACUCGCCGGCUUGACCUCCGAUUCGCCCAACUCGAGACCCGUCGCUCUAGGUGGCCAGAGCUUCACUCAUUGUUGUCUCUUGGCUGUUAACGAGUCGCUUGUGUAUUCGGACGGGAACCUCUCGUAUGCGAGCCCUUCGUUCAUCGACCCGAGAGUCUCUAUUGAAAGCUUGCAAAAUGCGGUGCAGAACGACGCGUUCCCGUGUGGUGCUGAGUUUACUGGCGAUAAGAGCGGUGCGCCGGUUGUAAGUGUAACGUACAACUGGUGCGCAGACAAAUGCCCAGGAUGGGAGAUAUCGCAUUUCAACGUCCUGCAGCAAUGGGUUGGGCCCCUUGUUCAAUUCAUCGUGCCGUGUCUCGCAUUUUGCACCAACGUCCCACGCACGAGAAAGUUGGGAAUCCCGGAUAUUGUGUUUAGGGCGCAUCCCCGGACUGUCAUCGGCCUGGCCACGUAUUGGGUCAGGCUCCUAGGCGCUCUCUUGCUCAUGCUGCUCGACACCGUCGUGUGGCUGUCCAUCUGCUUCGCCUUCGCGGGACCCAUGCUUUUAAGCGCUGUGUACGAAUACGCUCUCGAUCGCAAGGUCCUAGAGUUUCUCUCGCCGCCUAAGGGACACCCACCGAACAUCCCAAUGAGGCUGCGGGCGCAGCUGUUGCUUGCUGUGGUAUGUGGGAAUAUCCGCAUGGCGAUGCGCGAGAGGUCGGAUUCAGACUCUGCUGAAGAUGGGACACGUGCUGAUGCGGAGAACGGAUUGGGAUACUCAGAGAGCGAUAAGAUGCCCGAGACUACUCACCGGGUCGUGCAUAAUAGUAUUUGGAAACGCAUUAUGACUAUGGUGGAUGAAUACGAGGCUAUUAGGUUGGAUCCUGAUGGGAGUGGGAAGGAGGUUGUUUCAUUACCGACCAAGCUGAAGUCUUUGCUCAAUUCCCAGGCAAGCUUUGGAUCUACUGUUGGAGCUUCGAUCCUGUUCUUUGUGGGCGGGUUCAUCUACACCGUCAUCGACAGCGAGAGUAGUCUGAGCGACAAUGAUACCGCUCAUGCUUUAGCGUUCGGCAUGUGGUGGAUGGUGAUCCCCUAUCUAGCGAUCAUAGCCUGCGCCAUGCUCGCAGCCAACAGCCCCAGCACCCUCGACGGCAUCGUAUACGACGGCGCCAACACAGCAGUGCCCGAUAAAUACGAAAUGAGCUUCCUCAGAUCGCGCAUCCAGAAAGCGAAGACGUACAAGCCGAUCGCUAUGAUCUUUCGCCUGCUCGAAGGGUACAAUCCAGUCGAGCUCGCGUUCGAAGGCCGGUUUCGCACGGUCAAGUUGUGGAAACGCGGCCUGAAUAAACGCCAGUGGGUGCAGGAGGCCGUCAACGACUACGAGGCGUCGAUGACGAUGCAUAGGCUGGGCAAGAGUAUAGGGCCGGUGAAAUUGCGCAGACAACUCACGCUUAAUGCGCAGGAUUGCGCCUAUGUGGUUGUUAGUUCGCUGUUUCUGGUGCUCGCGCCGACUGCGUUGGCGUUUCUUUUGUCCUACCAUACGCCGCGAGCAGGUCUGUCUUGCCGUAGCCUAGUAUACCUUGUCUAUGCUAUCAGUCAGGUAUGCGAGAUGAUUUUGUGGUCUUUGGCGGCACGACUGCGUGUCAAGUACGGCAAUCGGUGGUCUGUGACAGUACCCAUCGCGAAACGUUUCUGCUGGUAUGGGCAGGUAUUUGUCGGAGGGUUCGCCAUCUUUGCUGCCGUAGGCGGAACAUUGCUGCAGCUACUCGGGGUAUUUAGGAAUUGCCUAUGCUCAGUGCCCGCGACAUAUUGGCCGUAUUUGAACGGUCCGGAAGCUUACUUCGCAAUAAGCACCAAUAGUCAAGAAGCGAUUGUAGUUGCCGAGGCCUGGUGGACCACGACUGGCAGCACGUCAGUUGGGUUGAUAAGUAUUAUCACAGCAUUGGCUUGGUGGCAUCAGCGCAGAUUACGGAAAAUGUUCAAAGAGCAGGCGGACCAACUAGAAAAUGACGAGAUAUACUGAGUUUAGAACUCGAUGUUUAAAUGUUCAUGCCAAAUUGAGACGCAUCUAAAUAGUAAAACAACGCUCUUUAAACUAUGGAGACGACGGUUGGUGUUUUCUUAACACAACCUAAAUAUCUACCUAUAGUUAUGAUGAUGACGCCAUCUAGAACCUGUUGGUAUCUAUCGGUUUGUGAGUG